Messenger RNA from Calliphora vicina (urban bluebottle blowfly), 640 nucleotides. RefSeq names its product Leucokinin (gene Lk). The record is from RefSeq and is a predicted model, not a curated record. Bases 11 to 514 code for a protein of 167 amino acids. The transcript has a single exon. NCBI's taxonomy places the organism in Eukaryota, Metazoa, Arthropoda, Insecta, Diptera, Calliphoridae.
CACCAUUAUCAUGAUGUCCAUUCGUUCUUUACUCUUCGUGGUAUUCAUUUGUUUCUGGUAUAGUUAUGCCAAAGCAGAUACCAGCGAUUUGCAAAGCUGUGAAGCCCACUUAAAUAAAUAUCGAAAAUUCUUACUGCAAGCCAUACUAAGUUUUGAAGAUGUCUGUGAUGCCUACAAUACAAGAGCUUCACCACUAGUCGAUACAAAUUUGCCAGCACAACUAGCAUUCUUUGGACGCUAUCAGCCCACCGAACAAAAGUCUGAAGUUUGGUCAUUCUUCAAGUUAUUGAUGGCUCAAUUUAAUGACAUGGAAUUCACAAAUAUUAUACGUGAUGCUGUUAUGGAAAGAUGUCGCGUAAAAUACCAAAUGCAACAACAGCAAAGAGAUGAAAAACGCAAUUCAGUGGUGUUGGGCAAGAAACAACGUUUCCAUUCGUGGGGCGGUAAACGCAGUGGCAUUAACAGCAAUGAUUUGGAACAGGAACACAAUGAUGAAGGCAACUUAAGCUUUUAAAUGAACUCUUCUUGUUAACUACAAAAUUUAUAAUAAUUUUAAAGGGCUGAGAUAAUUGUAAACUUUGUAAAAAUUCGAAAUCGCUAUGAAAAUAAUCUAAUGAACUCGUCAACUUUUUGUACAAAC